GUUGCAGCUGCAUGAAAACCUAUGAAGAGCCAGUCAGACACAGUGCAGGUUUUCACACUCAUCGAGUCCUGAGUGUAGCAGAAAUAGGGAAGAAGUCACGGUACUCCAUCGUCGGUGGAAAGACGACUCAGACAGGAGGAUUUCCUGACUGGUGCACCUGCUAAAUGAAGAGCAGGACACAGAUUUAUGUCUGACAGACUUCAAACUUCAAACUGAGGGGCAACGCCGCUGAACUGAACAACAGCACCAACAUGACAGCUGCCACUAAGCUUCUGGAUGAGAUGUGCCACCUGACGGCUCAGUCUCUGAUUACAAUGGACACAUCGGAGCACUUCAAAGUCAUAAAGCUCCUGGGGGAAGGCUCGUAUGGAAAGGUCGUACUGGCCGUCCACAGGAAAAGAGGUACCCCAAUGGCUUUGAAGUUCUUCCCUCGUGAGUCCACCUCACUCUUCUCGUUCUUGAGGGAGUACAAUCUCUCUCUGUCCUUCUGCACCCACCCGUCGCUGACCCGAGCUCUGGGAAUCGCCUACUUCACCCAGUCACACUACAUCUUUGCCCAGCAGGCCAGUCUCUUUGGAGAUCUGUACGAUGUCAUCACACCUGAGGUGGGUAUGGAGGAGGACUGCUGCCAGCGGGUGGUGUCUCAGCUGUGCGGAGCUCUGACGCAUCUCCACUCCCUGGGGUUCGUCCACAGAGACCUCAAACCAGAGAACAUCUUCCUGUGUGACUCGGCCUGCCGCUGGGUGAAGCUGGGAGACUUUGGCAUGGUGAAGGCCAGAGGAACCAGAGUCCCAGAAGUUUGGUACAGCUCCCCGUACUGCACCCCCGAGGCUGAGGUUGCUCGCGGAAACAAGGACAGUUGGAGCAGCGUGAACGACGGCGGUUUCAAAGAGGACGAGCACAAUAAGAAGACGAGAGUGUGGGGGUCUGUGGAGCCGAGCACGGACAGCUGGGCGCUGGGCGUCCUGACCUACGCCAUGCUCACCGGCAGCCACCCCUGGGCCGAGACGGCCGACGACUGCCGCUCCUACCUGAAAUACCGGGAGUGGUUCGAGCGCUGCAACGGCCCCAGCGAUGAGCUGGAAGUGUGGGCAGAGCCGCAAUCACAGAUCUUACAAGACGCCGCUGACACGAGCAAAGCGGCUCCCGUAGCGCCGCAGUUUGCCUGUUUCACCCAGUUAGCCUGCUCCUUCUUCCAGUCGCUGCUGGACCCGAGGCCUCAGCUCCGCGGGAGACCCGAGGACGCCAUGUGUUUCCUGGGAGGGGACUGGAUGAGGGAGGAAAGGACGGUGAGGAUGGAGAAAGAGAGGAAGAAGAGUAGCCAGACGGGUGCGAUCAGAUGCAUGAAAGAGAUGGAGGGAAGAGGACAGCGGUAAACAGAGAGACUUUAUAAAAAAAUGAAGCAGAAAGAGACACCGGUCGUGAACUGUUGAGUCUUGGUGAUCUUUAUAAUGCCUGUAAAUAUUUUGUUAAGAUUUCGAUGCAUAUAGCAUUAUGUUUUUAGUUUAGCAAGCACAUUUUGUUCCUUUUGAAAUCGGACUGUAGUCCUGCACUAUUUACUAUGCAAUCAUUCUUUAUUUUGUUCUGCUUUUUUGUAGAUUUGUAAAUUUAAUGUAAUUAAUUAUGGCUGUUAAUCGAACAAAAAUGUUGCUCUGUGGAUUUGAAAGCUUUGAUAAAAAAAUUCUACAAUAUAA
Messenger RNA from Cololabis saira (Pacific saury), 1694 nucleotides. RefSeq names its product serine/threonine-protein kinase SBK2. Gene Ontology annotation, biological process: peptidyl-threonine phosphorylation; peptidyl-serine phosphorylation. The record is from RefSeq and is a predicted model, not a curated record. Gene Ontology annotation, molecular function: ATP binding; protein serine/threonine kinase activity. The transcript has 5 exons. NCBI's taxonomy places the organism in Eukaryota, Metazoa, Chordata, Actinopteri, Beloniformes, Belonidae. Bases 252 to 1376 code for a protein of 374 amino acids.